Messenger RNA from Lathyrus oleraceus (garden pea), 306 nucleotides. RefSeq lists its product as uncharacterized. Lineage: Eukaryota; Viridiplantae; Streptophyta; Magnoliopsida; Fabales; Fabaceae. The record is from RefSeq and is a predicted model, not a curated record. The transcript has a single exon. The coding region runs from base 1 to 306 and encodes 101 amino acids.
AUGAGAAGGAAAUAUCAAGGAAGUAAGAGGGUACAAAGUGCCCAAUUGCAAGCUUUCGGAAGAGAAUUUGAAAUCCUGGAAAUGAAAGAAGGAGAAACCAUUAUUAAAUAUUUAUCUAGAGUCAUGACGGUGGCAAACAACAUGCGUAACAAUGGGGAGGCAAUGCAAGACAUUCAAAUUGUGGAGAAAAUUCUGCAGACUCUCACCGAGAGGUUCAAUUACAUAGUUGUCUCGAUAGAGGAAUCAAAAGACAUAAACUGCCUCUCAGUUGAUGAACUUCAAAGUUCACUCAUUGUCCAUGAAUAG